AUGGCUCGAUCAACUAAAGAAAGUGACUCGCAAGAAGUGCCAAGGGUCUCACAGAAGAAUGGUGGCGGUGCUCCCAAGCGAAACCUCACGGCUUACUUUAUCUGGCUUGGCGAAAAUCGCUCCCGUCUCGCCGAAACCGUCAAACCUAAUAAGGUUCUUAAGGCAGCCGGUGCUGAAUGGAAAAAACUCGAGGACAAGUCCGAAUGGGAGGAGAAAGCCAAGGCUGACAAGGAACGCUACACAAAGGAAUUGAAGGCCUUCGGGGGAGGAUCGACUAAU
Messenger RNA from Mesorhabditis belari, 279 nucleotides. Lineage: Eukaryota; Metazoa; Nematoda; Chromadorea; Rhabditida; Rhabditidae. The record is from the annotation of a GenBank genome assembly.